CAUCACCACAUUAGUUAAUGGAUUCUGGGUAAAAGAGCGUGCGUCGUCGUUUUUAUAUUAAAAAAAUAUAUUUUUUACAAUUACUUGUAAAAAAAGGAAGAAGUGUGAACUCAAAAUAAUUGCCUUAAAUUGCAGUGUUAAUAAAUAUUAAUCGUUUGUGCUAAAAUACUUGAAUUUAAAUAGUAUUGAUGUUUUAGUUAACGGAAAAAAAAUCCAGUGAAUAUUAUCUAUAUAUACUGUAUAAGAAAACAGUUGAAGUAUUAUAUAUAUAUUUUGGGUGUUUAACCAUAUUUUUCGGCAGGUGUGUCCUUUCGAGAAGAAGAAAGGGAAAAAUUAUUUUAAAAAAAAGUAUAUCAUCCACAGGUCAAAGAUGAUUGAACUAACAGUGAAGACAUUAGAUUCCCAGGAUCAUUCAUUUUCAUUAGAUGACGACAUAACAGUUCGAGGAUUUAAGGAAUAUAUUGCUGAGUCAGUUGCAGUGCCGGCAGAUUCACAGAGGUUGAUUUAUUGUGGAAGAGUUCUGCAAGAUGACAAGAAACUCAAUGAUUACAAUGUCAACGGAAAAGUCAUACAUUUGGUUCAACGUGCACCACCUCAACCCGGACAGAGAGGAAAUGAGGUGGAACAGAGACAAAAUACCACUCAGAAUACAAAUCACUUUCACAGAGCUCAUUAUCGAGUGAUAAGGGACAUUAAUUUGCAUAAUGCUCACGAUGGACCCAAUGCUCAAGUGCAUGGCAAUACGAUGUACCUCGGUGCAAUGACACUACCAACAGAAGUUGUCGAAGGACAUGGUCUUCCCCUACCACAAUUGAGCAACACUUUAUCGAACAGUCGAAUGGUUAUGGCCGAAAAUAUGCUAACGAACGCGAAUCGUAUUUUGGAUCGACUCAAUAAUCCAGUGGCCCCAACACCAGAAGCUUCGAAUGAAAGACAAAGUACAUCGUCAACGGAGAAUUCUGACGUUAAUAUGGAUACAUCUUCUGAUUCAAGUCGAUCGGUACCAACCUCAUCAGGGAAUCGAGAAGGUCUUGCUCUUAUCGAUUACAUUACAAAUAUGCUCGACACAAUGAUUAAGGAUAUGCUCAGAAUGAUCGGAUGUCGUUUAGUCGAGAGCGAACAAGUUGAGGAUUUCUCUGAGGAUACUGAAGGAGCUUCUAACAGAAAUAACACACCAUCAGACACGGCAUCACAACCAGAAGAUCCAUUGAGUUUGAUUUUUUCGAACAGUACACCAUCGAGUCUUUCCGAUCGACUUAGAGCGCCUCCUACAGAACCACGUCCUCCGCAAAUGGCAGAUCUACUGCAAAUGUUAAUGAACACCCAAGAUCGUCUCAGACCUUUCUUAGAACGUUAUCGCGUUCUUAUGGCUACAGAUCCUGUUCUUCGUGCCACUGGUACCGGUGCUGACAGUGUUACCGAAAAUCAGAUUGUUGUCAAUGAAGUUAGCAGAAUUUUGCACUAUAUCGCGCAUGCAAAUCACGCAUUAAGUGAUAUAAUUGUUGACAUGGGACAAGCUCCACCGAGAAAUUUGAGUUGUCGUCCAAUUGUUAUUCAACAGUCCGCUAUUGUACAAGCUGGAAUUCCAAUUCAAGUGGAGGCGCAUAUAAGUGUCAAUGAACACAAUGCUCGUGCUAAUAGGACCGAGACGAAUGGCAGUACGCAAACACAGGUUGAAUCAUCAGAUAAUACAGAAUCAAGAGAGAAUUCCUCUCAGGAACAACGACCACAACAACAGCAGCAGCAAAAUUCUUCAAGCAGUAGUCAUCAGCGUUUUGAUCAUCAAUCAAAUUCUGAUCAACCACCGCGUACAGAACAACAACAACAGCAACAAAGAAAUCAAACACCACUUGGCAGUCUAUUCAGCAGUGUUUUCAAUUUGCCAAGUAAUGUGGAAGUUUUAAUGGAGGUCAGUCCUGAUAGUUCUAUGGAUCUUAAUUCAACAGACGAACAGGGGUCGAAUAGUACUCCGAAUAAUAAUGAGAAUAGAGGGAAUCCUAUGGGAAGGGGAGCAAGUUGGAUGUUUCCCCCAGGGGCACCACCAACAGAUCUCAUUCGUAACCUAAUGCACGCCGUAGCUGGUCAUAUUGUUCAAGAUCCCUCUGGCAUGUCAGCCAAUCAAUCUAUGAAUCCAAUAAAUAUAACCCAUAGUCAACACACUAUUGGCGUUACAAUUGACAGCAAUGGUCAAAAUUCUGGCCAAAGUACUCAAGCAAGGAAUAAUGUGGGUACACAUCCAACGACAUCGACACAAACACGCAGCACAUCUCGUCCUCACGUCUUUCAUUCCCAUGGUCUUGGUCUUGGUCCCGUGUCCGAUCCAUUCUUACCUUGUAAUUCACAUCAUCUCCGUCGAUGGUCCACCACUGGCGUCAAUCUAAAUCAAAAUCAACAAAAUGCAAAACAUGUUAAUGGAGAUAAAUACCUGCAGAUACUUCGUCGUAAUCUACCCAGCUCCUUCUUCACAUCAAAUCGCGAUGCUUUUGCUUAUACCUUGAGGAAUAUGGUACAAAUUUUGUCCAAUGGAAAAGUUGAAGUUAGAUUUUCAAAUGAAAUUCCAACUUCGGUUACGUCCGGCAUAACACUUGCAAGUUUGAUGGAAAUUCCCUCAACAGUUGUAGCGCAAAAUAAUCUUAUUUUCGAUCUUACUUUACAUAUGGCACGAAAUGUUUUAAUGGAAGAUGUAUUCUGCCUGCCAUGGGGAUUUUAUAACAUUUUCCACAGUCUUCGAAAACCAAUGCGCGAAUUUAUAAGAGAAAAAACAAAGUCAACUGGUUGUGUUGAUGAUUUUGUCGAUCUUGUUUGUGAUUCAUUGAUACCACCAUUAAGCACUAUUCUUCUUGACAAAAAAGAUGGAAACACUGGACAUGAUACUUUCGAUAUUGUUCUUUCUGUUGAAAAUGUUUUACGCCGUCACUUGCCACGGGUAAUUCAACUAUUCUGCAAUGAAGAAGUCAACAAUGCAUCAUUUCAAAUGAGAGCAAAAACCAUUUUCACCGAUUUGAUAACACAAUUCUGCUGUGUUUUGCUCUAUUUUUAUAAUGGAGAUCAAUUGAAACUCAUGAAUACAGUACGAAGAUUAUUGGCCUAUUUAGCGACAGACAUGUUCCCAUCAAUUUCUAAAUGGGUGAUAACGAAAUUGGCGAAUCAAUUGAAACGCAGCAUUCUUGAUAGAUCAACGGCAAGACUUCCAUAUGACAAGAUUGUUCCUCUACUUGUUAAAAAGAAACCCGUUGAAGCCUUAGUAUCAGAAGACGCCAAUUUUCCAGGACACGAAAUUCUACCAGCGGAUUGGGUGCCAACAAUUGCGCUAGAUGGUGCAAGUCAACGUCGUUCAGCACCGGCCGGAGGAAUUACAAACUUCAGCGACGCCUACUUGGGAUGUUUACCAUGUAAACGACGGAAGAUAAUACAACAAGAGAAAUGGCAAAUUGUGUCAAAUCCAACUUCAAAUCAUUCAACGGUAUCGGCUUCCAUUGAGAGAAUGGUGAGAGAAAGUAUUAGUCGCGUUGGUGUUGCAGAAGUUGAAGGAGCUGCCGCUGCAGUAGGAAAUGAUAGCGCGGUAAAAACAGCUUUUGGUCAAGCAAUCCAAGAUCACGGACACAGUAGAGAUCAUGGUUCUGAUUUUCCAAAUUCCGAACGUUUCCCAAAUGCGACAAAAUUCUUUUGUAAAAAACCCCGAAGAUAAUUAUACAUUGCGCAUAUUUUUCACAAUAGGGAAAAUAAAAAAAAAAUCCUAAUACUUGCAAUCACAAGAAUUUAAUUUUGACUAAUUUUUUGAAUUUUCGUUCUCAUGGUAUUUUUUUUCGUUUUAUCUCUUUAUUCCAUUAUUUCUAUUUCAAGAGAGAGAAAGAGAAGGAUUCCAAGAGUAUUUCAUAAUGUGUUACCAUAAGUCUUUUUGUUUAAAAAAAAAAAAUUUAAACUCUUGUUGAAUUGAAAUUGAAGAGAAUUCUGACAAGAAAAGAGUGUUGUAUAUGUCAUUUUUAAGCCUUGUCGGUUAUGGGUUUAUAAUAGCGAUAAUUGUAUAACUUUAUAGUGUGUAAAUGUUUAAACCGUUAUCAAGUGCUUAGAAAUUUAUAUAACCAUCGGCAAUUUCUAAUAAUUUAUAUAAUUAUAUCUAAAGUAGCGUAUAUUUUAUCGAGUUCCACUUUGUAGUUUGUAAUUUUAAAUUAUCAUUCGAAGCGAUUGAUGAAUAAUAAUAAUUGUAGCCUAAUUGCUAAAAAUAUCGUUUGAUAAUAUUUCUCAACAAUAGAAAUUUUUCGACACCUAUUGAUUAUAAAUAUAUGUAAAUUCAUGAAA
Messenger RNA from Leptopilina heterotoma, 4299 nucleotides. RefSeq lists its product as uncharacterized. Lineage: Eukaryota; Metazoa; Arthropoda; Insecta; Hymenoptera; Figitidae. Gene Ontology annotation, molecular function: polyubiquitin modification-dependent protein binding; misfolded protein binding. The transcript is spliced from 17 exons. The record is from RefSeq and is a predicted model, not a curated record. The coding region runs from base 371 to 3688 and encodes 1105 amino acids. Gene Ontology annotation, cellular component: BAT3 complex.